Molecule: messenger RNA, 366 nt
Organism: Rosa chinensis
Lineage: Eukaryota; Viridiplantae; Streptophyta; Magnoliopsida; Rosales; Rosaceae
Exons: 1
Coding region: 1-366 (121 amino acids)
Molecular function (GO): nucleic acid binding; RNA-DNA hybrid ribonuclease activity
Source: RefSeq, a predicted model, not a curated record
AUGACGACUCGUACAGGGUUGGGAGGAGUGUUUCGUGAUCAUAUUGGGCUGUUUCUGCAUGGGUUUCGGCAUUCGAUCAUGACAGCAAACUCAGCCAAACAUGCUGAGCUGUUGGCCCUGCUUCUUGGGGUGCAGACAGCUCUUGCGAAUCAUCUCACACCUCUAAUUGUGGAAACCGAUUGUCUGGAGUUGGUGACGGCUCUGUCGUCUUCUUCUUUAGACCAUUCGGAUUUGGGUUUUCUGUUAGCAGACCUACGGGAGCUAUUGCAUGAAGCUUUGGAUGCUUGUGUUCAUAAGGUAGGAAGACAAGCCAAUGGAGCGGCUCAUAUCUUGGCACAAGAUGCUAAGAAUGCCGAUUUUCAGUAG